Messenger RNA from Drosophila innubila, 3502 nucleotides. It is a transcript of the gene Rassf, whose product is annotated as cell wall protein DAN4. The transcript is spliced from 9 exons. The coding region runs from base 381 to 2879 and encodes 832 amino acids. NCBI's taxonomy places the organism in Eukaryota, Metazoa, Arthropoda, Insecta, Diptera, Drosophilidae. The record is from RefSeq and is a predicted model, not a curated record. Gene Ontology annotation, biological process: signal transduction.
CUUUGAUUCUCCUGCUUCUUUCGCCUGGUGCUAUUUUUUUUGUGUAAUAUAAUUUUCUAUAAAAACACAGUUAUUAUCAAUGCACAAGCAUUCUAAAUGCGAUAUUAAUGCGCUACGGGAUAGUUUCUUUCAUCAAAUUAUGAAAGUCAAGCGUUGAAACUUCAAAAGUCGUCGUCGUCGCCGCCGCAGUCGUCGUCUUGUGUUUUUUUUUUUCAUUUGUUUACCCUUUGUCUUGUGUUCUUGUUCUUCGUACAUAUUUGCGUUUCGUGUUCAGUUCAACCUGCAUAAAUCUCUGUGACGUCAUAAACAUCAUACGCGCCCCUUCAGGAAACGUUGACCUGACCAAACGACUGACUGACCAAUUGGCACAGCUUAGCGGAAUGUGGAAGUGCCACAAGUGCGGCAAACCCGUUUACUUUGCGGAACGUAAACAAUCUCUGGGCUACGACUGGCAUCCGGAAUGUUUGCGUUGCGAGGAGUGCGGCAAGCGGCUUAAUCCCGGACAGCAUGCAGAGCAUAAAGGAGUGCCUUAUUGUCAUGUGCCCUGCUAUGGAGCGCUGUUUGGACCACAGCUUUUUGGUCAUGGCACGCGCGUUGAGUCACACAAGAGCUUUGGAGUUAAAGGCACUCAGAAACCAGUCGCUGCUCAAGUCAAUGGUCCUGCCUUGCCCCGCGAUCACUUGGAGUCCAAGCUAAAGGUCUAUAAUCAGUUCUACGACAAUAAAAGCCUCGAAAUACGCAGCCGGGAGGUGAAUAACCGUUUGGUAUUGGAGGGUCCUUUGCGUGUUUUCUGGGGUGUGCAGGGCGUCAUUCAUCUGAAGGAGGACGAUGAUCAGCGCACGUUUAUCGUGCGUAAGCGGAACUCCUGUCGUACCUCCAAAGCGGCAGAUGAAAGCUGUUCGGACAAGGAAAACGAAGUCAGCGAUUCGGUGGCCCCACCCACGACCACAGCCAGCGAGGUGGAUCCACUUUCCACAGACAUAUCGUUGUCGGAGAGCAUGACCUUUGACUCAUGCAGCCUCAAUGAAAUUUCCGAGCUGCCGACAACGCCUGAAGAUGCCUCCGCGAAUACAGCAACUGGGAGUGGACAAUUGUUAAAUGGUCAGUCGAACUCAAACAAUGGAGAGGAGGAUACAACAACUACGGAUUCAUCAAGCACACUUAUUGGCAGCGGAUCGGAGCCAAAUACGGCCAGCACCAGUUGUGUGUCCAGCACGCUUCCUUCCAAGCUGGACAAUUUGGAGAAGCUGGACUGGGAUGACAUUGACGACUUGUUGCAAGUGGAGCGACGUCAUAAUGAAAAGGACAAGAUAUAUGGAACGAUGCCUCUCAAGUUACCUUCUUCAUCGUCGCAGUCGUCUACUGAGAGCUCGCCUAGCAAAUCCUGCACUGACAGCAGCUCCUCAACCACACAAAACAAUCAAAUUAAUACCGCCUCAUCGCCUACGACGACCACGAACAGUAGCUCGGAUAACUUUAUGACCGCCACGGGCUCCUUGACUGCCAAUACCAAUACACAAAAUACAAGCACAGUAACCACAACAAACACCACACUGGAUGAUGAUUACAAGACAUCUAACGAUGCGACGCUGAAGCCCAUGGAUUUUGAAGAUUUCAAGCGCAGUGUGCAUCAGGAUUAUGUAAAUGGUACAAACUCGUUUCAGGAACCAAAUGAUGAUACAUUGAAACGUAACCAGCCCAUUGAUCCCUCACGCAUACACGAUUCCCUUAAACUGUAUGGAGAGAACUCGGCCAUGAGCAAGAGCUUUAAUUGCGAGCAUGCAUUGCGCUCCAUAGAUCCCACACUGAUCAAUGAUACGAUGCAUUUGCGUAGCAGCAUUGAUUCCCCGCGCUCCUCGCAACGUCAAUAUGCCUUGCAGAAGAGUGGUUCGGCCUUUGCGUCGACUGCGCCCAGCAGGGAGCAACAUAAGCCAUUUGAGCAUGGACGCCAGCUGUUCGAGAAGGGCAUCAAUCGCUCCAAGUCGGGCCCCAGCUGUUUUGUCUACUCCGACAGUGAUGACGAGGACGAUGCGACGCUGCGCCCACAUCGUUUGGCCACUAUACGUCGCAGCGAUGUGCCUCAGAGAUAUAUACAAAUUCAAAUGAAUUGCUAUCCCAAAGAAGGUGUCACUGCUGGACGAGCUGCCGGCGAGUGCGAAUCGAACCGUGGAGACACUUCAUCGGUGUUGAGCGGCGCUGUGGCAGGUGACGAAUUAACCCAGACGGAGGAGCUUUACACGGCCACUGAGGGCAGAGGAACAGCUGGAGAUGGACGUCAUGCAGCUGGCAACGAGCCAGGCUUGCAUGUCACUGAGGAUGGCGUUGUUUUGAGAAGACCACCGCGUACAGGAGCUGCAGCAAUCAAAAGACGCAGUGGAAAUCGGCGAUCCCGAACGAAGCUUAAGCGUCGCUGUUCAAUUAAUGGACAUUUCUACAAUCGUGAGACUUCAUUUUUUACGCCCCCUUAUGGCUCCCAAAUGUCCGUUUGGGUGACAUCGCUGGUGACCACGCAAGAGGUGAUCAAUUUGGUGCUGGAGAAGUACAAGGUCGAUAGCGCAGCUGAGAAUUUCUCACUGUUCAUCGUGCGCGACAAUGGGGAGCAGAAGCGGCUGAAGGACAAUGAAUAUCCGCUGAUAACGCGAAUCACACUAGGACCUCACGAGGAUGUGGCUCGUCUCUUCCUCGUGGAUGCACGCAAAACCGAUGAAAUCAGUAAUGAAGUUGCUCAAUUUUUAAAUCUGUCGGUACCGGAGUGCCGAGCCAUUCUGGAUCGCUAUGAUCAGGAAUUGGGACGCGAAGUAGUUAAAAUUAGGGAGAGAUACUCGGAGCUAAAGCGUCGAAUUGUGACACGCAUGGAAUCUCUAAAGGUGCAUCUAUAAAUGCCAAAAUGAAUCUCCCAACUUUUUUAUACUUAUAGCCAUAAUGUUAAAGGCGGCCAAAAAAGCACGACAGCAGCCAAGCAAAUAGUAUUCCUUAUUUACUAAUUUCAUGAUCAAGUAGCAUUUAGGCCAAGUAUAACAAUUAAUUUAGCCAUUUUUUGGCACAAAACUCUCCCAGUGAACGAACAAAGCAACAGCUGCUGUUAGCCGCACUUUAUUUUUUCUGUUUACAAUUACAUUAUCCAAAAAAGCGAAACUAACAAUUCAUUCACACAGGCAUUUCCAUAUUAGAAAGCGUUUAAGACUUGUAACUAACCAAAAAUAAUUAUUAAUCUGUAAAACAAUACAGCACACAACAAAUUAUGAUACUUUUCACUGAUUUGUGUUGAUGAAAAUCAAAAGAAAUAUAUAUAAAUUUGUAUUUGUUUAUUUAUCUCUUAAGUCAUGGCAAUCAACAAAAAUACCAUAUUAAACAAUUGAUUAAAGUAAAUGUCACAAAUAAACCCAGUUGUAAUAACAGCUGCAAUUUUGUAUACAGCAACAAUAACUAAAUGUAACAUAAGAUGGACUUGUUGAUUGUAAAUCAUUUGAUUAUCAAAUAAAAUGUAAAGAUUAAACAAACA